Leishmania mexicana MHOM/GT/2001/U1103 is the source of this 207-nucleotide messenger RNA. RefSeq lists its product as hypothetical. NCBI's taxonomy places the organism in Eukaryota, Euglenozoa, Kinetoplastea, Trypanosomatida, Trypanosomatidae. Bases 1 to 207 code for a protein of 68 amino acids. The record is from RefSeq and is a predicted model, not a curated record. Gene Ontology annotation, biological process: proton transmembrane transport. Gene Ontology annotation, molecular function: proton-transporting ATPase activity, rotational mechanism. The transcript has a single exon. Gene Ontology annotation, cellular component: proton-transporting V-type ATPase, V0 domain.
AUGGGCCUCUUUCUCGGUACUCUCAUCUUUAUCAUCAUCGGCGCUAUCGGUGCGCUGAGCGCCCCGCUCUGGGCGAAAAGCCAGGUUGACCUUGUCCGCGUAUUGUGCGCGGUGGCCACCUUCUGCUGCUGGAUGUCGUGGGUGCUCAUAUACAUGGCGCAGAUGAACCCGCUCCUACUGCCCACCCGGUCGAUCAAAGUGGAGUGA